Messenger RNA from Coprinopsis cinerea okayama7#130, 562 nucleotides. RefSeq lists its product as hypothetical. Gene Ontology annotation, cellular component: cytoplasm. Bases 42 to 449 code for a protein of 135 amino acids. The transcript has 5 exons. NCBI's taxonomy places the organism in Eukaryota, Fungi, Basidiomycota, Agaricomycetes, Agaricales, Psathyrellaceae. The record is from RefSeq and is a predicted model, not a curated record.
GCAACUCCCUGUACUUUUCAAGCUCAUAUCACAUUACCAACAUGUCCAACUACGAUCAGAAAGACCCCGGCAACGUUGCUCGCGGCUUGAAGGCAGCUAUCAACAACCCUAACGUCUCCGAGGAAGCCAAGCAGCGCGACAUUCAGAAGCUUCAGGAGAUGGGUUACGAUGCGCCUGGCGGGAACUCAGGAUCCAGUAACGAUGCUGGUGAUCAUGACGGACUUUCGACUCGCCAGCGAGCUGGUUACAAGGCUACUUUGAAGAAUGACAAUGUCUCUGAGGAAGCCAAGCAACAUGCUCGAGAGGUUCUCGGUCAAGAAUCUGGCAACAGCGGGGGUACCCAGAACACCCGAGUGCUAGCCGGAUACAAGGCCACCUUGUCCAAUCCCAGAACCUCGGAGGCUGCCAAGCAACAUGCAGCUGAGGUUCUUGAAGAGAACGGCGCUUAAUCGGUUGCUCGCCGUGAAAUUGAAGAAGCAUCCUGUAGUAUAAUGUAUAGUAUAGCUGCCCCCAUUGUUCCUCUUAUAGUCGAGAAUCUGUAAUACCAUUCAUCUGUCCUUCU